UAAAACGCUCGAACGUGGGUCUGUCAGGCGAACCUUCGACUGCUGGAGAUCUGCUGCGCUUCAAAGGGGAUAGAUAUAUUUGCUUCCACUAAGGCAGGAUGCUAAGUAGAAUGCUUAUGCUGGUAUUUGGAUUCAUCGCAGUGGCGCAUGGGACAUCCGUUACAAAUAUUUCUGAGGUGUUGAAUACAGGUGAAAGGACUUGGAUAUACUCAACAACAUGGAAUAAAAGCAAAUGUGUUUCUUAUAUAAAGUACGACAUACAAUGUUUACAUGGCUUUUGCUAUUAUUAUUACAAUUACUUCAGGAAGGGCUGCAAGAAGAGCGCCCCAGUUCGGAUUGCAGAAAUCCAGCAGAAGUGCCUCGUCACGGGUUACCGCGACAAGCCGUGCGUGGUGACGAGGAAAAGCUCCCCAUAUUAUAAGGAGGUGGACUCAAAGGUUCUUAUGCACUGGGAUGACAACAUUGGAUGUGGCGUCUACAAAGUCUUGCCUGCCCCAAGUAGACCUAAAGCGACAAGGGACCCUUCAGAGCUUCAAAAAUGCGAGCUGCACGUGAGAGACAAAGCAUUGAGACAUAGACGGAACAAUACGCUGGAUCUUAAGCCUUGCGAAGAGGCUUUGAAGAAAGAAUGCGGCGAAAAUCAUACUAGUUUAACUAACUACAGCUGCAUGUGUCCAAAUGAGUAACCCUAAGAGGAAAAAAUUGUGCUCAUUUGUUGCUUUACGUCGCACAAUUUCAAGACGACAUGAUAAGCAUAUUCCUUUCCUUUCUUUAUUUUCUGCAAACAUUACAAAUAAACAUUACUGCUGUUGCCGGA
Molecule: messenger RNA, 817 nt
Organism: Dermacentor andersoni
Lineage: Eukaryota; Metazoa; Arthropoda; Arachnida; Ixodida; Ixodidae
Source: RefSeq, a predicted model, not a curated record